AUGCGUUUUAGCAGUACCAGUAUCCUGCUCGGUUUAGCUGCCCUUGGUAGUAUACCAGAGACAUCUGGUAGAGCCGUUCCUAACUCUGAAAUCGAGUGUAAGUAUACAUCCACUCCUUAACAGUCUAAGAAGCAAAGAUUGACCUUGAGUGACAGUAUACAACUGGAACCAUGUCCGCGCAGCACCAGUUAGAAUCACACCUUCCAAAGGAGUCCCUCCUACUAUCAAACCCGGCAGUGAGACUCCCUCACAUACUGGAGAAAAGCCCGAUAGCGAAAAUACCCCCAGAAUCGGCACAGGUGAUAAAACACCCGACACCACACCCAACGAACCAACCGUCCAUAUCGGAGACAGCAACCUCAACAACAGCCCAGAUAUAUGGUGUCGAGGAACCGGCUGCGGCGGAGAAUCUACACCCACCCUACUCACCACCUCCCAACUAACCACCCGCGGAGACAAGGGGCUGAAGCUAGCCGCCAGUCCGCAGCAAAACAAAGGGUACACGCAGCAAGAAAAAGACCACUACGACAUCGAAGAAGAAGACUUUCUCGGGGUCGAGCAAUCCAUUCCGGAACUUGGGUUUGAUCAAAAAUACGGCUUCCAGGACGAGGAAGGCUGGAGUCGGAUGUUUGCGCGGUCUAAGGGGAAUCCCGGGAAGAAUGUGGUGGAGAUGAGUAUUGGGAGAGCGAAGGAUGGGGUGGGGAAGGAGUAUGUGGCGAUCGUUGCGCACGCCCGGUUCGCGAGGUACGAUGCCAAUCGGUAUAAGCUUGAUGAUAAGGGGGAAGCUGUGAAAGAUGGGAAUGGGAAGUUGGUUGCUGCUGAUGGCUUUGAUGCUAAGGCGGUUCCGGCAUCGCAACUCCUCCAUGAUGCUGCGAAGGUGCGUUCCAAAACUUUCUGUUACAGGACAAUUGUGAUACUAAGAUAACUUUGAUUAAUAGCAAUCUGGAAAACUCGAUGGGAAAAAGCCGGAGAAAUUCUUCUUGAUCUCGGAGCUGAUCACGAACGACGAAGCUAAGCGAGAUAUCAAGGCGGCGAGCGCAGCGAUGGGGAAAUCGGGCCAGGCAAAUGUCUUGAAGAAGGGUGCAAAGGGUGUGGAGGGUGACUGGUUCAAGAUCCUGGCUGGGAACGAUAACAACUAUUCUUACCUGAAUACUGUUGGUCGGAACGCAGAUACGUUUGGUGGGUAUGAAGUUGUUAGCAUUCAGACUUUGGAUAACCCUCUUACGAUGGCUAUGGAACUUUCUAAGGUCUAGCUUAUAUGGUGUGAUAGGUGGUAGAUAGGAAGAUUGUUAGUUUACUUGAUAAGAUCCUUCCUCUUGUUGAGGUAUCAAUUAGAUAAAUCACAAAGAGGGAAGAGUUUCUAGUAGUAU
Molecule: messenger RNA, 1370 nt
Organism: Hymenoscyphus albidus
Lineage: Eukaryota; Fungi; Ascomycota; Leotiomycetes; Helotiales; Helotiaceae
Source: the annotation of a GenBank genome assembly